Molecule: messenger RNA, 171 nt
Organism: Anopheles coustani
Lineage: Eukaryota; Metazoa; Arthropoda; Insecta; Diptera; Culicidae
Product: NADH dehydrogenase [ubiquinone] 1 beta subcomplex subunit 1-like
Exons: 1
Coding region: 1-171 (56 amino acids)
Cellular component (GO): mitochondrion
Source: RefSeq, a predicted model, not a curated record
AUGGUGUUUGGAAUUACCGGUCAAUACUUGUGGUGCGUGGUGCCACUGCUCGGCUUCGGAGUCGGAUGGUUUCUAGACAGGAAGGAAACGGAACGGAUGACCAUAUUCCGGGACAAGAGCAAACUGUACGGAAGAUUGCUGCAGGACGGAGAAAAACCAUCUUGGCCUUAG